Molecule: messenger RNA, 972 nt
Organism: Colletotrichum fioriniae
Lineage: Eukaryota; Fungi; Ascomycota; Sordariomycetes; Glomerellales; Glomerellaceae
Source: RefSeq, a predicted model, not a curated record
AUGGCUGAAGUCGACCACGAGGUCAAAAUUGUUGCUGAUGAACAGUCUCUGGAAGAUGGUCAAUCAGACGUUGCAAGUAUCGCUUCCUCAAGCACCAGCAUCAGCGGCUCAAUCUUGGACUACCGGUUCGAAAAUGGGCGGACGUACCACCGUUACAAAGACAGGAAUAUGCAACAUCACAUAUGCCUCAUAACCCUCGGUGGUCGGCUCGGACUUGCACCUCCGUGCCAGCCUGACGUCAAGGUUAAUAGAGUAUUGGAUGUUGGCACGGGCACAGGAAUCUGGGCGAUUCAAUUCGGCGACGAUCACCCCGAAGCCGAGGCAAGCUCAAACAUGAUGAUGGAUUUUGGAUGCGUGUUGACUGUGGAUCAGGUUCUCGGCGUUGAUCUAUCAGCUACGCAGCCAGACAUCGUAGCUACGAACGUCAAAUUUGAAAUUGACGACAUUGACGAGGAGUGGACGUAUAACAUUCCGUUCGACUACAUCCAUAGUCGCUUCAUGUCGUCGAGCAUCGCAGACUGGAAGGUGUACCUCACUAAAUGUCUCAAUCACAUCCAACCUGGCGGUUUCCUCGAACUGCAGGAGCCAGAGAUGGAAUUCCAGUCUGAUGACGGAACGUUUCCUGCAAACUGCCCCUUGGCUAAGUAUGGCAACCUCCUCAAAGAAGCCGCCGCCAUCUUUGGCCGUGAGUACGUCUCUGUGUCUUCCUUGAAGACGCUGAUGACCGAGGUGGGCUUCAAAGACGUGACGCUGAGCCGGUACAAGUGGCCCAUCAACACUUGGCCCAAGGAUCCCUCGUUCAAGGAACUGGGCGCGUGGGGCUUUGAGAACAGCAAUGCUGGUCUUGAAGCUAUUUCCAUUGCGCCUCUGACGCGCGCCCACAAGUGGACUAGGGAGGAGGUGAAUAUUUUUUUGGCUGAUGUCCGCAAGGACCUGGCUAACAAGAAUUACCACACUUAUGUCCCCAUGUAA